Molecule: messenger RNA, 1799 nt
Organism: Salvelinus fontinalis (brook trout)
Lineage: Eukaryota; Metazoa; Chordata; Actinopteri; Salmoniformes; Salmonidae
Gene: atg10
Product: ATG10 autophagy related 10 homolog (S. cerevisiae)
Biological process (GO): protein modification by small protein conjugation; protein lipidation; macroautophagy
Cellular component (GO): intracellular anatomical structure
Molecular function (GO): Atg12 transferase activity
Source: RefSeq, a predicted model, not a curated record
CAUCAAUAGGCACUAAAAUCACCCGCACAUCUUGCAAGCAUUGGCCAUACCGCACCCUAAAGCUGAUUUCGGUGUUAAUUUUUUGUCAUGCUUUCAACCUAAAUCUGCGUGAUAAACCAAACUUGCAACCCCAUUAAAUACUUGAUCUCGUGUUGUUACCGUGUCAAACAAGGCUAUUACGUUACAGCUUUCAUGUACAAAUAUCGCCUUCUCACUUCCAGCAACUUUGACCAAACAUUCGAAUGUUAAAUGUUUAAAACCAGCUAUCUAACUAUCUACAACACUGUAUAACUACAACAUUGCGACCUGAAUACGCAGACGUGUGUUAGCUAGUUUCAAGAUGAGUAGCUGUUUUCUGGAUGAGGAGACGUUCUGUCAGUGCUGUCAGCUUUUCCUCCAACACUCCCACUCCCUCUGUGACGGCUGGAGCUGGGAACAAGUGAAGGGUUCUGAGGAGGGCUACCUGAGGAAGACUGCACUGGGGACCGGCAGAACCAAAUAUAACCAGGACCAGCAAGGAACCAGUUCAGACCAGCACCAGGAGAGGACCUUCUCCCCCUCUUUCCAUAAUGAUGAUGGUGAUGAUGAAGAUGAUGGCGCAGUGUGUUGUAUACAGGAGGAGAGCAGUAGUAGCAGUGUCGUUCAGUAUGAAUACCAUAUCCUCUACUCCUGCAGCUACCAGACUCCUGUCCUCUACUUCAGAGCCUCAACCCUGGAGGGUAGGAGUUUGUGUCUCGAGGAGGUAUGGGACAGUGUUCAUCCUAACUACAGACAGAGACUACAGCACAGACCCUGGGACACCAUCACACAACAGGAACACCCGCUGCUAGGCCAGUCGUUCUUUGUGCUCCACCCCUGCAGGACAGAAGAGUUCAUGAAGCCUGUUCUCAAAGCUGCCCUGGAAGAACACCGACAGGUGAACUACAUUGUGACCUGGCUCAGUGUGGUGGGUCCUGUUGUGGGACUGGACGUUCCUCUGAGCUACUGUACACAGGUACCUGAACCCCCCACCUCUCCACAGCCCCCCUCCAGCUCUCCACAGCCCCCCUCCAGCUCUCCACAGCCCCCCUCCAGCUCUCCACAGCCCCCCUCCAGCUCCCCACAGCCCCCCUCCAGCUCUCCACAGCCCCCAGCCCUAGGGACAAAGCCAGGCUGAAUGGUUCUCCCAUCUAGCGUGGACAACACGUAAUGCCAAAGCAAAUUUCCAUUGGAGCCAGAUUUGACAUCAGCUUCAGAUAUGUUGAUGAGGUCUGUCCAGUGGGCAUGAGAUGGAGGAGAGGCAGCUGCUUUUCACAAUAAGUCUGUAGAGAGAACCGUUACAUGAAGCACUGCUGACACCUAGUGGUGAGAGAAACAUUACUCCAACUCUACAGGCCUGUCAGAACUGCCAAGUUGAAUAAGUCCAGGUGAUGGAUCUGAGAAGUGGGAGCGGGGUGACGUGUAGAUCUGGGACAGGGUCUACUAUGGGCGUCACUGCUGAUAUCUGUGAAAAGGUAAAACAGACACUUCUCCUUUUGUCAGAGCAGACCUGGUCUUAGGAGACUAGACAACCAUGGAGAAACAAAAGAGAUGUCUAUUCAUUUCUAUGGGAGCUACUCUAUCCUUGACAAAAUUGUUUUGGAAUAAGACAAAUGAAAGUCUAUUUUGUCCCUGGAUGGGGGACUGAAGAUGAAGUCAGAUGUAACUUAUGUUUCCAAUGACCUCAAACCUUUUCAGAACUCUCAUCACCUAACAUGUCCAACAAUCAUGUUGUAACUUUUUGAUUUCUUUGCAAUAAAGUCGAUGACAAACACACCGUU